This is a messenger RNA of Thamnophis elegans (Western terrestrial garter snake), 6350 nucleotides long. RefSeq names its product zinc finger CCCH-type containing 4 (gene ZC3H4). The record is from RefSeq and is a predicted model, not a curated record. Lineage: Eukaryota; Metazoa; Chordata; Lepidosauria; Squamata; Natricidae. Gene Ontology annotation, molecular function: RNA binding; metal ion binding. Gene Ontology annotation, biological process: negative regulation of DNA-templated transcription. The transcript is spliced from 14 exons. Gene Ontology annotation, cellular component: nucleus. The coding region runs from base 302 to 4108 and encodes 1268 amino acids.
GUGGCCGCGCGCGCUGAGCCUGGCUGGCUGGCUGGCUCGGGCGUCGCUCUCUCUCUCUCUCUCCCUCUCUCCCUCUCUCUCUCUCGCUCGCUCGCUCCUCUCAGGCGGGCCGGCGCCAUUUUGUGUGGUGCAGCCUCGGAGCCAGCCUGCCGUCCCUGCCGCCGCCCGCCUGCCUGCCUGCCUGCCUGCCUACCUGCCGGCCAGCGAGCCCACGAGCGAGCGACCGAGCGCGGCGCCAGGCCCGCCCGUACAGUGACUGUGCCCCGUGCCCCCGUCGCGCCCCCCCCCGCCCGGCCCCCCCAUGGCGGUGGAGAGCCCCAGCGUGCCUCCGCCCAGCAGCCCCCACGCCAGCCCCCCGGCCCCCUCGCCGGCCGCCGCCGCCGCCGCCAACCCCCUGCUCCUGCACGGCCCCCUCGGCAGCCCGGGCCUCGGCGGCGCUGGCGCCCGGCCGCUCCAACAACACCUCCUCCUCCACGGGCCCGGCCCGGACGAAAGGGAGGAUGGGGAGUUGGAAGAAGGGGAGUUGGAAGACGACGGGGGUGAGGAGCCCAAUGGUGCUUCGGAGACAUAUGAGAAGAGCAGGAAGGAAAAAAAUGAGAAGCACCAUAGUGACUCAGACGAAGAAAAGACGCACCGGAGGAAAAGGAAGCGUCGGAAAGAGAGGGAGAAGGAGAAGCGGAGAUCGAAAAAGAAAAGAAAAUCUAAACACAAACGCCACGCCUCUUCCAGCGAAGAUUUCUCUGACUACAGUGAGGAUUCUGACUUCAGCCCAAACGAAAAGGGGCAUCGGAAGUACCGCGAAUACAGCCCCCUCUACUCUUCUUCCCAUCAGCAGUACUCAUCGUCUCACAGCGCCCCAAAGAAGGGGUAUCCUAAAAUGGAGAACAAGAGCUACCCUCCCUACGAAGAGUACGAGAACGAGGGCUACUGUGACUACGAGGGGGAGGAGGAGGAGGACAUGGGGAAAGAAGACUACGAUGACUUUGCAAAGGAGCUGAACCAGUACCGGAGGGCAAAGGAGGGGACGCACAGGGGGCGAGGUGGCCGUGGUCGAGGCCGAGGUUACCGUGGACGUGGAAGAGGUGGAAUGAGAGGACGAGGCAUGGGCAGAAGCAAUCGAGGCCGGGGAAGGGGGGAGCAUCCGGAGGAGGAGGAGGAGGAGGUUUAUGACGAGGAGAUGGAGUUCUGCGAAGGGGAAGAGCCCAUGGGGGAGGAAGACUAUGAUGACUAUUCCAAAGAACUGAGCCAGUACCGCAGAAGCAAAGAAGGAAGAGGCAGAGGCAUGGGCCGUGGCCGAGGCCGUAGUUCCAGGGGGCGAGGAGGCAAGGGGAUGGGCCGCGGACGUGGUCAUCGUGGCAGAUCAGGCCUAGGCAAAGCGGGGGCGCUCAAUGAAGAGGACGACUACUAUGAGGAUGACCUAGGGGACGGAGGGGGCAGCUGUGGAGGUUACAGGCGGAACGAUCACGAGAAAUCUCACCAGUCAGAUAAGAAAGGAAAAGUCGUCUGCAAGUAUUUUGUGGAAGGAAGAUGCACUUGGGGGGAGCACUGCAACUUUAGCCAUGAUAUUGAGCUACCAAAGAAGAGGGAACUCUGCAAGUUUUACAUCACUGGUUAUUGUGCCAGGGCGGAGAAUUGUCCUUACAUGCAUGGGGACUUCCCUUGUAAGCUCUUCCACACCACUGGGAACUGCAUUAACGGAGACGACUGCAUGUUCUCGCACGAACCGCUCACGGAUGAAACUCGGGAACUCCUUGAUAAGAUGUUGGCGGACGACGCAGAAGCCGGAGCAGAGGAUGAGAAGGAAGUGGAGGAGUUGAAGAAGCAGGGCAUCAACCCAUUACCCAAGCCGCCUCCUGGGGUGGGAUUGCUGCCCACUCCCCCGCGUCCCCCAGGGCCCCCAGCUCCGACCUCCCCUAAUGGCCGGCCCAUGCCCGGAGGGCCCCCCGCCCCUCCCCCUCCCCUUCCUCCCCCAGGGCCCCCACAGAUGCCCCUCCCGCUCCACGAGCCCCUCUCGCCGCAGCAGCUGCAGCAGCAGGACUUGUACAAGAAGAUCCCUUCCCUCUUUGAGAUUGUUGUGAGGCCGACGGGGCAGCUGGCGGAGAAGCUGGGGGUGAGGCAUCCUGGCCCAUCCCCACCUCGGUUCCCCGGGCCUGGGCACCCGGAGCUGCCUCCCGACAUGCCCCCUGACAUGCUCCCAGACCUUUGUCCGGACAUCUGUCCCGAUAUGCCAAUCGGCCCAGGGAUGAACCCUGGCCCUCCGUUGGGCCCCGGACCCCCCAUGAUGCCCUUUGGCCCUGAGGAGAUGCCCCCCGGCCCCCCAACACAGGACUUCUACGACAACUUCUACCUUCACCCAGAAGGUCUGGAGAUGGACCCCAGCCUCAUGGUUGGCCCAGAGGGCUACCCAGGCUAUGAGGAGAUCCCUGGGGAAGGGCUUUUCCCCGACCCCUCCCUGGAGCCAGAUUCUUUCUGCGAUGGAGGCCUCCCGCGGCUGCAAAAGCCCCCCAACAGCAUCCCAGACUUCCUGCCUUCCACCCCGAGGGCGCUCUACCUCCGCAUCCAGCAGAAGCAGCAGGAAGAAGAGAGAGCUCGCCGGCAGGCAGAGAGCUGCAAGCAGGACCGAGACCACGAGGAAGGUGAUCCCGGCAACUGGUAUUCCAGUGAUGAGGAGGAUGGCGGCGGCGGCAGCAGUGUCAGCUCCAUCCUGAAGACUCUACGGCAGCAGAGCUCCAGCAGACCCCACGAGGACCCCUCCGGAAGCCCCAUUCCGGCCUCGGGAGGCAGGAGCGACCCCCGCCUUCAGAAGAGCCGGCCAGCCGAUCCUCGGCUCCUGCGUGACCCCAGGCUCUCUCGAAACCUGGAGCCCUCUGGAGCCGGAGACGCAGGGCCCACCGAUCCACGGCUGGCACGGCACAGCGCAGCCUCCGCCCCAAAAACAGCAGAAGUUCUCCAUUCGAGCCCUUCGGUGAGCCAGAAGGCUGUUCCCGUCACGGAGGAGGAGGAGGGGGAAAGGGCCCUGCGGGACAAACCGGUCACCAUCCCUCUGGAUACCCUGCCCAACCUCUCCCUGAGGGACCCCCGCUGCCAGUUGCAGCAGUUCAGCCACAUCAAGAAAGACGUCGUCCUGCUUAUGCCCAGCUUUGCACGGAUGGUGCUGUGGAGCCCCGAAGACCUGAUCCCCCUGCCUGUCCCUAAGCAGGAACCGGUGCCUGUCCCACCUACUCUCCAGGCCCUGCCUGCCCUCGAUCCACGCCUGAACCGGCCUCAGAAUGCCAGCGUCUCUGACCCCAGGCAGCGGGCAGGGCCCCAGCCAGAACCCUCUGCCAGCCCUGGCUCCAGCCUUCCCGAUUUUGAGCUGCUGUCCAGGAUAUUAAAGACAGUCAAUGCAGCCGGCAGCCCUGGGCAGGCUGACAAGCCCAGCGAUCCCCGUACACGGAAAGCACCCGCGGACCCCCGGUUGCCCAAGGCGUCCGAGCCAGGGUCCUCGGGAGCCGCCAAGCAGGCUGAGGUCAGCCCCCCGCCAGCAGUGGGGGCGGAGGCUGCCGCCAGCAUAGCCCCUUACGAUCCCAGGCUGCUGACGGCAGGAGGGCUGAGCAGGGGCCCUGGCCAAAGCAGCGUCCUGAGCGGGAUCAGCCUUUACGACCCAAGGACUCCGAGCCCCGGCUGCAAGUCAGCUGAGCCUGCUGGCGAAGGGAGCCCAGCUACCAAAAGUGCCGAAGGCAGCAAAGGCGGCGGCAGCAGCGGCGGCAACAGAGGGAAGGAGCCGCUGUUUGUGCGCCGGUCAGCUUUGGACCAGCCGGAAGGCGAGAAGCCCAGCGCAGAGCCAGCCACCGACCGCUACAACAGCUACAAUCGCCCACGGCCCAAGGCAGCCCCUUCCGCUCCUGCUCCCACAGUGCCUGCUGCGGAGACAGCUGUCACUCAGCCUGGCGUCCACAAUCUCCCCGUGCCGCCGGUGUAUGGCUUGGUGAAGCAGGCGGCCAAGUCGGGGCCAGGCAGCCCUUUUGCAGGGAACAGCCCUGUCCAGGAAGGGGAGGUGCAGGAUGCGGGCUCGCUGAAGGAUGUUUUUAAAGGGUUUGACCCGACAGCCUCCCCCUUCUGCCAGUAGUGUUAAGAGACUCCUCCGUGCAGCCUUGUGUCCAACAGAAGCAGCAGCAGCAGUGUUCUUCCCUUUUCAAAGAUCCCAUGAAUUGCCACUGACCAUCUCCCUCCGUCCUUUGCGCUUCGCUGAGUGUCAUCUGCAGGCGGCCUUGUGGAAGAGGAACAAGGGUCUUGAGCCACCCCAGGCAGUAUUGCGUCAUGCCCCCUCUGGGUUCCCUUGCGGACUCUCCUGGUGUCCCCUCGGAACCCUCCAGUGUCUUCAACCUGGCCUGGCUACUUCUGCCAGCCGCCCCUCCCCUCCUCCUCCUCCUCCUCCUCCUCCUUUGCACAGUGGCUGGGCCAUGUCUUCCCCCCCCCCCCCCGCUUCUCCUCUUCAGAUAUUUAUUGUCUGUUGAAUGGAGGAUGAAAAGAUGACAGUUUCUUAGGGUGAAGCUGUCAGCCAUGCUGAUCUGUAGAAUAUAUAUAUAUAUAUAUAUCUUUGUUUCUAAACUGUAACAAUAUAUGUGUAUCAUAGCCUUUUUUUAAAAGAAUCUAGCGCAGCAAAUAUUAUUAUGGAGAAGUAACCAUGAUGAAUUAUUUUUGUAAUUGUAUUGAAUUUUGUUUUAAAUACCCUUCUGCCGUUUUCUUGGAUUGCCGGAUCCAGAGGUGAUGCAGCCAGGAAACAACAGGCUGCUUCUGCCUCUGGUGGGUGGCCUCUUGAAGAAGUGAUGCCUUCUACCAAAACAGAGUUUAUAGUAUUGGAAUUAAAUUAUUAAUGACACUAAUGCUUGUCUGUCUCCUGCGCUCCUCUGCAAAACAAGCAGAAGCAGAAGCUGUUGAGAAACAAGAAGCAUUUGCUGCCACAGUCCUCCGUGCAGGGGCCGCCAGAGCCCUCCGGCGCCCUGGAAAGCCUCCACCCCUCUUCCCUCAAAGACCAGGAGAGACAGUUGGGGGGGGAGGUUGCUGUGGGCGAAGGGCCCUUUUUGUAACAGCCAAGAGUGGCUCUGCAAAUCUGCUCUCUCCAGAGCCUAGAAGCCCGGCCUGCCUCUGUCCUUCCAGUUCUUCUAACCGAUGAUUGGGCCUCUUCUCAAGUGCAGAGAAGUCCGUUGUGCUUGCUUGUCUUCCGAAGGCUGGUUCCUUUCUCCCCCUGCCCUUCUCUCGGUUAGCCUCUUUCAGAGCCAGGCCUUAUUUUGGGGCCCAAAGUGCAGGCCUUUGCCCUGAUGCGGCCUGGCGAGAACCACCUGAAGGAUGAGCAUCCGUGUGCUCUGGCCCUCUCUUGAGGCAAGCAAUUUGGAGACUCCCCCCGCAUGGCUCUUUGUCCUCUCAGCAAUGGGCUGAGCUCCACGGGCUUCUUGCGGCUAAGAGACCAGCCCCUUUUCUGCCUCCAUGGGACAUGGCUGUGUCAGGAGAAAAGGCCCACCUCCCCCCCCCCCCCCAGAGCAGAUAACCAACCCCGGCUGCGGCCAUCUCCUUCGGGGUGGUGGGAUUGCAGCUUCUCCAGGAAGAGCUGCUGGCUCUGUUAGAAGCCAAGGGAUGGAGAUCCUUGGGCCAGGUCUUGGCAGCUUGACAGACUGCAGGGCGGGAGUGACCAGGUUCGUGCCCAGGCUUAGCAGUGUUUGAUCUGAAACGGGUGAUGGGGGUCAAAGCAUUUUCCAGUGUGUUGUUUUUCUCUCUCUGCCUUGGUGAUUCGUACUCUCCCAGGCACCUCCCUUUUUUUUGCCCAGGAACUCGCUUGGAAGGGAGAGGGAGAGAUGUCCUUCUGGUAGAAAUGCCAGCGGGUUUCCUUGAUAAAGGCCAGCCAGGUUCCAGCCCCUUCCCUGGAGAGGCUCCGUAUGCAGACCCAUGGAGGUCCAGAGAUGGAGACUUCCACAGUGGGCAGGGUCCUGUGGAGAAGCCAUCCUGGUCCUGGAGCCGGUGAACAGCUUGUCAAGGAAUGUGCUCUUUGUGAAGUAUUCUGUCUUGUGAGCCGGCCUAGGUACAUAGAUGCUCUGUGACAUUUGUACAAUCUGACUUUUGUAAAUCAAGAUCCAUUCACUAGACCCAAAUCUUUGUUAUCAAUGAAAUUUGCCAGCGCUUUAUAAAAAUGCUAUAAAAUGUAAAUAUUAUUUGAAAAGGGAUUUGUAUAUAUUGUACUGGUAUUUUUACAGUGAUUUUUGGUUGCAUGGGUGUUUGCUCUUUUUUAAUCACACAUGCGUCUUCCAACAAUGUCCAGACUUGAGAGACGGAUCGUUGUACUGCUGGCAUUAAAUGAUGCAGUGAUUUUAAAGGUU